ACCACUCAGGCACUUAGUUAGUGACUCCUAUUUGACGGCACUCCGGUCUCCGGCAGUAUGGGCCCUGCCUUGAAUCACGAUAGUCGGUUCAACGUCAUCGCGAGUUUUAUGUGCAUGUGAUACGUACGUAAACGUUCGUUUGAAUUUGGAAUUUAUAGAAUAACGAGAUGACAGAGUAAAGAGAAGAAGUACAAAUGGAGGUUCCACCACAAGCCGCGGCGCCUGCAGCCCUCGGGCAGGCUCAUCUGUCCCAUUUGCCUCAACGGCCUCCCAUCAACCUCGGCUUCCAAGAUUUGUCCUACACUGUCUCUAAUGGAAAAAUAUCAAAGCUAAUCCUGCGCGGAAUCAAUGGUGAAUUCCGCUCCGGACAACUCACAGCCAUUCUGGGCCCCUCGGGGGCUGGCAAGAGUACUUUACUCAACAUACUAGCGGGAUACAGAGUGAAUGGCGCAUCGGGUCUCAUCACAACGAAUGGUCAGCCGCGAGACCUCAAGCUGUUCCGGAAGCUGUCCCGCUACAUCAUGCAGGACGACCUCCUGCAGCCGCUCAUCACGGUGCAGGAAGCCAUGACCAUGGCGGCUGACCUCAAGCUGGGAAAUGACAUGAGCACGCAGAGGAAGACUAUUAUUGUAGAAGAAAUAAUCCAGUUGCUCCGACUGGGCAAGGCAAGGAACACGGCGAGCGAGCGACUGUCAGGUGGGGAGAGGAAGCGGCUGUCCAUCGCUCUGGAGCUACUCAACAACCCGCCGGUUAUCUUCCUCGAUGAGCCCACCACUGGAUUGGACGACGUCGCCUCAUCGACAUGCGUGUCCCUCCUCAAACGCGUCGCCCGAGGAGGUCGCACCGUCAUCUGCUCCCUGCACACUCCCUCUGCGCGGCUGUUCGCAGUCUUCGACCAUGUGUACGUGGUGGCUGAAGGGAAAUGCGGAUACCAGGGCACGGCUGCUGGAGUCAUACCAUUCCUGAAGGAACUGCACCUGCCUUGCCCAAAAACUUACAAUCCUGCUGACUUUGUCAUAGAAGUGUCGAGUGGUGAAUACGGUUCGCACACUGAUUGCAUGGUAGCCGCUGCAGACAACGGGAGGAGUCAGAAAUGGAGGCAAUACGCGACAGAAGAGGUUUACGAGGAAAUGGAAAUGGAAAUAGAGCAACUGAACACUGGAGUGGUGGACAAACAUAGUUAUAAGUAUGAGAGCACGCCGUGUCAACAGUUUUCCGUGCUUUUGAAGAGGAUGCUUCUGCAAACUGUGAGAAAUAGGGACUACCUGUGGCUGCGAGUUUGCCUCCAUCUGUUCUUGGGUGGGAUCGUUGGCGCCCUGUUCAGCAGUAUGGGAUACGAUGCUUCCAAAACUCUAUUCAACUUCGGUUUUUGCUACGCUUGCAUCAUCGUUAUGUUGUACACGACCAUGAUGCCUAUAUUGUUAGCGUACCCAUCAGAAGUGCUACUAGUCAAGCGGGAGUACUUCAACCGGUGGUACGGUCUGAAGCCGUACUACGCGGCGCUGGUCGUCUCCCGCACUCCCCCCACCAUCUUCUUCUGUCUCCUCUACGUGGUCAUUGUGUACCCUCUCACCGCGCAGCCCAUGGAGGCGGCGAGGAUCCUCAUGUUCAUCACUAUAUGUAUAUUGACGGCGUUGAUAUCGGAGUCUUUGGGGACGCUGAUCUCUUCUACGUUGAGUGUUGUGAACUCCAUGUUCGUGGGGCCGGUGGUCUCUGUUCCACUGAUGCUGUUAGCGGUGUACGGCAUCGGCAGCGGAGAUGAAUCUCCUCCCAUCAUCUGGCGGCUGGCGCGGGCCUGCUCCUUCAUGAGGUACUCGCUGGAGGGCCUCGUGGUCGCGGUGUACGGACCUCCGAGGGAUGACCUCAAAUGCCCGAAUGAGGUCGUGUAUUGCGAAUAUAAGAAUCCCAAAUAUUUCAUCAAAAUGAUGGGUAUGUCAGGGGUAUCGUUCUGGGUGGACAUCGGCGUGCUGAUCGGCAUUCUCUUCGCGAUGAACCUCGCCGCCUACUACCUGCUGAGACAGCGCCUGUCUCCCAACUACGCCUUCCGUGCUAUCAAGUAUAUUGGCAGCUUUAUCAAGAACAAAAUGAGCCUAACUAUGUAAUUAAAUAAAAAAAAAACAUUAUUCCUACACAAAAAAUGUAGACGUACUGACAAAUAGUCAAUUUUGUAAAUUAUUUAUCAAAAAAAAAAUAAUGUUUACAUUCACAAACGAUUUAUAUAUUUCAAAAUAAUUGUGCCUUUUUGUCAUAAAAAAUGAAAAUAUGUUGUUAAAAAUUACCUUGUGAAAUCUGAAUGGAUAGUCUAUUUUUAACCGACUGUAUGUAUGUUUUUUUUAUGUAUGUCCAGCGAUAUUUCCGUUAUUUAUGGAUCGAUUUUAAAAAAAUCUUUUUUUGUUUAGAGGUUUUACUUCCAGGGUGGUCCUAUUUUUUCAUAUCAGGAUCUGAUGAUGACAUCCUGGAGAAAUCGAAGGGAACUUUCGAAAAUCG
This is a messenger RNA of Bicyclus anynana (squinting bush brown), 2487 nucleotides long. RefSeq names its product ATP-binding cassette sub-family G member 1. The record is from RefSeq and is a predicted model, not a curated record. Lineage: Eukaryota; Metazoa; Arthropoda; Insecta; Lepidoptera; Nymphalidae. Gene Ontology annotation, cellular component: plasma membrane. Bases 195 to 2102 code for a protein of 635 amino acids. The transcript is spliced from 11 exons. Gene Ontology annotation, molecular function: ATP binding; ABC-type transporter activity; ATP hydrolysis activity.